Messenger RNA from Dimorphilus gyrociliatus, 2187 nucleotides. The record is from the annotation of a GenBank genome assembly. Lineage: Eukaryota; Metazoa; Annelida; Polychaeta; Dinophilidae.
AACGAUCAAUCGGCGCGUAUGGCGUCGAACGAAGAGGAACGAGUGGAGUUAAACGGCACCGAUCUGGAAGAGGUCGUCAUCGAGAGGAGAAGAGUUGCUCCUGCUUUUGAGCCGACCAGAGUUCGAGGAAGAGAAGUUCUACUCGCUAUUACCGUAUUUUUUAUGACCUCAUUAUGUAUAGGACUAAUUGUCUGUUUAACAACUGUGAAACCGGCGUUUAGUACGGCUGAAGGUCGCAGACAAGAACUAUGCGAAGAUGAAUCUUGUUUGAAAUCUUCUGUUUAUAUAACGAGCAAGGCAAACUUUUCGGUUGAUCCCUGUGAAAACUUUUACAACUAUGCGUGCGGAAAGUUUGAGAAAAAGAAGGCUUUUGGCGACCAGGUUGACGACGAGAUCUUAGCGGAGGUAAAUCAGAGAUUAAGGAAGGUGAUUGAAAAUCCCAAACAAAAAGAUUCUGUAGUCGAAAUGUAUAAAUUAUUAUACGAAACUUGUCUGAAGUCGAUUGAAAGGAAAGAUAGAAACCAGACGGAAGAUUUUAGGAAUAUUUUGAAAGACCUCGGCGGUUGGCCUAUAUUAGGUUCUUCAUCUGGAGGAAAGAAAAAUAUAGAUCUACAAGAACUUCUACAAAGAGUGUACGAAUUAAGACACACGGAUCUCUUUUAUAUUACAGUUUCCGAAUCGGCUUUCCAAGAGAAGAAGCAAGUGAUCAAGGUCUUAACGGCAGUUCAGAUAUUAGAGAAUAAUUAUGAAGAUUUAACGGACAUAAUAAAAAAAAUGAAACAAGCUGCUAUCUCUCUAGGAAGUACAUUAACUGGUAAAGAAAUUGAAGAGCAAGCAUUGAAAGUGGCCACUCUUCGGAAGGAAAUAUAUCAGAUUGCCAGUAAAACUCAUAUAACUGAGAAAGAACAGACGAUAAGCGUUUCCCGUCUGCAUGAACAGUCAAAAGAGAUCAACUGGUUAGAUUUAUUAAAGUUGUUCGAUAAAAGUUUAACAGUGAAAAGUAUCAUUGAAUUAUCUCCGAAUUUAGAGUAUUAUGGGAGAUUAUCCGAAUUAUGGCGUAAAACGGAUAGAGACACUCUAAUCAAUUUCCUCUUGUGGAACAUCUUAUUAUACUAUAGUGAGAAGAUGAAGGACAUUUCUUCACCUUUCUCACAAAAUUCUAACGAAAAAGAGUCAUGGAAAAAAUGUGUAAAUGUCGUGACCUAUUCGUUCUCCUCUGCAAUCGGUUGCGAUUAUUCAAAGACUUAUGGUGGAGACUCAAAAAAUAUUCGAAAUAUCAUCGAAAGUAUUAGAUCUGUAAUGAAACAAAAAAUCGAAGAGGCGAGUUGGAUGGAUGAUAAAACAAAGAAGCGUGCUGUAACGAAGUUGAAAAAAUUGACGUAUAACCUCGCUUGUGAAGAACAAUUUACCCUUGGAAAUAAAAAGAGAAUUAACUUUUAUAAACACAUAAACUUAAAGCCUUCGGAUUCUUACAUUGCUAUGUUGAAGAAACAGGCCAAAUUUGAAAUGUUCAAGAUACAAAAACAAAUAAAAUCGGGACGUCGUACAGAGUGGGCAAUAUAUUUAUUCAGUAUAAAUGCUGUUUAUCAUUUCCAGCAAAAUUGGAUGGCUAUCGCGGCGCCCCUGCUAACAGAACCAUUCUAUUCUAAAACUGUACCACGGUACAUCAACUACGCUAAACUAGGAACAGUAAUUGGACAUGAAAUUACUCAUGCCUUUGAUGAUCAAGGUUCGCAAUUUGAUGAGAAUGGUUCUCUGAAAAACUGGUGGGAUGAUAGUACAUUACAGAUAUUCCGACAAAGAGUGGAUUGUAUCAAAAGUUUUUAUGCUAAUAAAACUUUCCGGGGACUUUCAAUUUUUAAUGAACAAUCUUUAGCUGAGCAUAUAUCGGAUAUUGGUGGUAUUCGAUUAGCUUACGAAGCAUUCACGAAGGAAAAGACUCACAAAAUAUUACCUGGAUCAAAGUUACCAUCUUCAGAAGAGCAAAUAUUCUUCCUAUCAUACGCCCAGAAUUUCUGCUCUAAAGAGAAAGAGAGUACGACGAAGACGACCAUUACCAUUGGGCAGCAUUUACCUGCAUCACUUAGAGUUCUGUAUAGUUUGCAACAAGUACCAGAAUUCUCGAAGGCGUUUAACUGUAAAGACGCAGACGAAAUGAAAGCGAGGGAACAGUGCAGUGUUUGGUGA